GGAUAUGGGGGAGCCGCCGCACAGGCCCGUCUGAUCCACAGAAACACACAAAGAGCUGGAGCCGCCGGAGGAGGAGGAGGAGGGAACCGGUUCUGACCCAUCCCGGAGCAGCAGGAGACACGAUUCCGCUCGACCCAAUGGACUGAGAGGACAGAUGAAUGAAGACUGCCUACACUAACGCCUAUCGAUGCCUGGCCAAGGACCUGGACGCGUACGCCAUGAACCCGGACAUGACAAUGGACGGCCUGGGCAGCCUCCACGGCGGGGGCCCUGACGCGGAGCUGAUGAGCGGCGGCUCCUCGGGCCUCCGGAUCCACCAGGACCUGGCGCCGCGGCCGGCCAUGGUGUCCGGGAUGAUCCUGGAGGGCAGCGGGGAGUACCGGCCGGAGCUGUCGCUGCCGCUGCACCGCAUGAGCGUCCCGUGCGACGCCGCGUCCCCCGGGAUGAGCGGCACCUACACCACCCUGACCCCGCUGCAGCCGCUGCCGCCCAUCUCCACCGUGUCCGACAAGUUCCACCACCAUCACCACCACCACCACCACCAGCGGCUGCCCGGGAACGUCAGCGGCAGCUUCACCCUGAUGCGGGACGAGCGCGGGCUGCCGGGGAUGAACAACAUCUACAGCCCGUACAAGGACCACAUGUCCGGGAUGGGUCAGAGCCUGUCCCCGGUGCUGGGCAACGGCCUGGGCUCCAUCCACAGCGCCCAGCAGGGGCUCCACAACUACGGCUCCAGCUCGCACGCAACCCACGACAAGAUGCUGAACUUCGACCACCAGCACCGAGGCCUCGGUGGCCCGCCGGCCGGGAUGAUGCCGCACCUGAACGGCAUGCACCACCCGGGCCACCCCCACCCGCACCUCCAGUCGCCGUCGCACGGGCCGGUGUUGGCGUCCACGCGGGAGCGGCCGCCCUCCUCCUCGGGGACGGCGGGGGGCGGCGGGUCGGGGCAGCUGGAGGAGAUCAACACCAAGGAGGUGGCGCAGAGGAUCACCGCGGAGCUGAAGCGGUACAGCAUCCCGCAGGCCAUCUUCGCCCAGCGGGUGCUGUGCCGCUCCCAGGGGACGCUGUCCGACCUGCUGCGGAACCCCAAGCCCUGGAGUAAACUAAAGUCCGGCCGGGAGACCUUCCGGAGGAUGUGGAAGUGGCUGCAGGAGCCCGAGUUCCAGCGGAUGUCGGCGCUCAGGUUGGCAGCAUGCAAGCGGAAGGAGCAGGACACGGGGAAGGAUCGCAACAACACACCAAAGAAGUCGCGGCUGGUCUUCACCGACCUGCAGCGGCGCACCCUGCUGGCCAUCUUCAAGGAGAACAAGCGGCCGUCCAAAGAGAUGCAGCUCACCAUCUCGCAGCAGCUGGGCCUCGAACUCACCACAGUCAGCAACUUCUUCAUGAACGCCCGCCGCCGGAGCCUGGACAAAUGGACAGACGACGGCGCCAGCCCCGCCCAGUCCUCGGCGUCCAGCACUUGUACCAAAGCAUGAUAGAAGACGGAGAAACGGAGAUACGGGGACAAACCGGGACAAACCGGGACAGACCGGUCGGGGGGGUCAAGGUUUCGUCCGGUUGAAGCGAAA
Molecule: messenger RNA, 1574 nt
Organism: Poeciliopsis prolifica (blackstripe livebearer)
Lineage: Eukaryota; Metazoa; Chordata; Actinopteri; Cyprinodontiformes; Poeciliidae
Product: one cut domain family member 2-like
Biological process (GO): regulation of transcription by RNA polymerase II
Cellular component (GO): nucleus
Molecular function (GO): DNA-binding transcription factor activity, RNA polymerase II-specific; RNA polymerase II cis-regulatory region sequence-specific DNA binding
Source: RefSeq, a predicted model, not a curated record